GGGGGGCACAGUCUGCUGCUGGAGGAGCGAACCUGGCAACCAGGCGGACGGGCAAUCUGGCAAUGCGGAAAUAGAUCUGGCACCCCGAGCCCGCACUGAGGAGGAGAGGCGUGACAGAGCGCGAGCAGAGAAGAGAGGAGGACACAGAUAACAAACACUAUACUUUUCGCGAAGCUGUUUUUUUUCCAUUGAAGUGUCCAGGUGUUUACCUGCACCAAUUGCGUUUUUUUGUCCCUGUUUUUCUCCUUUUAUUUGAGAUACAAAAAGAAGAAGAAAAAGUGCGUUUUUUUUAAUCGUUUGGAUUCCGUACAUCUUUCCUGACUUUUUUAUUUUUAUUCUUUUUUUUUCUUUUUUUUUUACAUCAAACAUGGAUGUGUUGGCGAAUUACAGUAUUUUCCAGGAACUUCAACUCGUCCACGACACUGGUUAUUUCUCCGCGAUGCCAUCCCUUGAGGAGAACUGGCAGCAGACGUGUCUCGAGUUGGAGAGGUACCUACAGACGGAGCCCAAACGACUCUCGGAGCUCUUUGACGAGGAGCUGGACUGCCUCCUGACGCCAGCUUUCAUGCAGGGUGGUGACAGCGACGAGGAUCUGAUGGAUCCCCUCCUCCCAGGCCUCCCAGACCAGCCCAGCCCGCCUCCGCUGCUCGUCACGCUCCCCAAGGUCCAGACCAAACUCCUCCAGGUCUCCAGCCCCACGAAGAACCACGCAGUAGCCGGGGUGGAGGCCGUCACCACCAAGGAGCAGGCCCUCGGAGGCGUAAGCGCCGUGCAGCUCAGCGCCGCCGUCACAUCCCUAACGCCGCCGUCGUCGCCGGAGCUCGGGCGCCACCUCGUCAAGCCCGCACAGACACUCACCGCCAACGCCGACGGGACAUUAACACUCAAGCUGGUGGCCAAGAAGGUGGGAUUAGGAGCGGCCAAGUUGGUGGCAGCAGAGGCGCUGCCCUCCCCACCAAGCCAAGGGGGAGCCCUCAGCGACAGCGAGCAGGGGGGCAGCCUGGGAGGAGAUGUACCCGAGAACAAGAAGAGAGUCCACCGGUGCCAGUUUAACGGCUGCAGGAAGGUUUACACCAAGAGCUCCCACCUGAAGGCGCAUCAGAGGACUCACACAGGUGAGAAGCCCUAUAAGUGCUCAUGGGAGGGCUGCGAAUGGCGCUUUGCCCGGAGUGACGAGUUGACGCGACACUACCGCAAACACACCGGAGCUAAACCAUUUAAGUGCAACCACUGCGACAGGUGCUUCUCCCGGUCGGACCACCUGGCCCUGCACAUGAAACGGCACAUUUGAGAGCAAAACGAGCAGGCGAUGGAUGGAGAGGAGGAGCAAAGGAAGAAGAGGAGGAGCGAGAGAGGAACGCGCAGGCUAGCUGCCUUCCACCCGCCCCGUUCGUCCUGUCCAGCUUUUACGAACAGGAUGGAAACGAGGAGCAGCUAGAUUGUUGUUUUUCUUUAAAUCUUCACUUUCAAGUUUUUCGCACAUGGAUUUCUGAUCGCAUCAUCCCGGUGAACCCCGGCAGCUGUCACGCCGCUCUGGGGACUUGGACACUGCCAAACCACACACACCCUACUCACACUCCGCCGCCUUAUUUCUGUCUCUUUAUCCAUUGUGUUUACAUGAUUGAGUCACUUUUUUGAGGAGGUAGUUCAGUGAAGAAAUACUCAUAGCUGUUCGUGUUUUACCGAUAUUCAACCCGUUUUUAUUGCUUUUUCGAACAUAAGAAACCAUCAUCUGCCGCAGUCAGAUUCUGAAAUCAACGUGAAGAAAAACAACAAUGCCUAUUCUGUGGGAGAGACUACAUGGACUGGCUCAUAGCAUGGCUGACAAUCGGACCCAGGGCCCGGGAGUGGGGGGUGUUUUUCGGAGCGCCCUUGGGACCUCGGUCGGCAAAAGCUGCUGCAGCUCUCAGGCUCUCCUCCAGGGGGCGUUUGCAUCUCUCACCUUCACCGAGACGCCUGGCGCCUCCGCAGGCCAUCUGACAGAAAUGCGCAGCGACACUUUCUUCCCUUUUUUUAUCUACUUAGAGGAUGUUAAUUCUUCAUAAUGUUCUUAUUAAAAAACAAUGACACUUUGCUCUUUUUUCUCUUGGAGAAAAUGUCUUAAAACUCACUGGGUUUGAGAGAAAAACACAAAAAAAAAACAACUCAAGAAUCUACGAUGAUUUCAGCAGAAUGUGUGGGAAGAGAAGAACUCAAAUCCCGAGGAAACUCACUCUGCCCCUGCAGCCCGCAACAAAUCAGUGGAUGGAGUUUGAUUUGGACUCAAAACAAAAAGCAGAGACGUCUUGGUUUCUUUGGUUCUGUUUGUCCUGCAGCUGAAAUCUUGGGAUGACCUUUUCCAGUUUAGCUCUCCACCAGGAGAAGUAUCCAGCUAAAACUGGCAGUUUUUUUGUUUAAGUCCUUUUCUUUUCAAAGAAUGUUCUGAAAGUCACUCCUGUGAGCUUUCAGACUCAUCUCCACGGCAACACCACAGAGCAAGAGCGAAGGAGGAAAAAAGCUGCUUUUUGGUUCAUCACAUCGGACUCCAGACGUCAACCAACUUAUGCCUGUUGGUUCUGAACAAACCAGGUCACCAAGGCCUGUCAUUUGCCUGUUUCCUAUUCGUUGACUGCACUGACUUUAUUUCCAAUGUUACCUGUGCUUUUUCUGCUUUAUUUUUGACAGCAACAAAAAAGGAAAAAAAGGAACAUGAAAAAAAAAAUCAUAUAAGAUUUUUUUAAAGUCAUACAAAAAAAUAUCUAUCUCACUUUAACACACUCAAAGCAAGCACAUGGACUCCGAUAACACCCGCUGCAGUUCCUGUGGCUUCUUCCAAGAGAAAAAAAAUAGGAUCAGUAAUAAACCUACCAACGGGGUUAAAAGAUACAAAACACGACAUGGCAGACGUCACGGCAAACACACACACACUCACACACUCUCCAGCUCAUGAACAAACACCCCAGGAAUAAAACACUCUGCUCCAGAAUCGUUUUCACAGUAGAUGCAGAAAGUGUUGUUUAGUGGAAGAGAACCUUUGCUCUUGGCUGAAGGUUCAAGACGCUUCUCCAAAUGUUUGGAUGGCAGAAAUCGGCCUCUUCUCAACUCACGCAGAACUUCUGCGCCUCAUUGGAAGCACUUCAGAGUCUGUGAUUAUGUUUUGCUACAGCGGAGUGCACCAGUUUGGAAAAAUCAGGAAAAACUUCAUGUCAAGUCAAAUCAGAAACUUAAUGACCAGCCUGCAGUAAGAAUCUCAGUUUUUGAUUAAACAGUUAAUCUAAACAUGUUCAUUUUGCAUGUACCCCUAAAAAUUUGGUUUGGUUCUACUUCAUUUGAUAUACGUUUGGGUAUCUAAACGCGCUAGUUCUCUGAUCAUGUCUUAUAAGUGAAACUGGGGCAGCAGGUAAAUUAUGACUCAUGAAUCUUUAAGACAUUUGGGAAUCAGCUGAUUUUAAAUAUAAUAGGUACAUAAUCCUGGUUAACUGUUUUUUGAAUUUUUUGUAGCUUUAAAAAAAAACAAAUGAUUUUAAAAUCUUCGCUAGCCACAGAUGUAGUGUUCCCUGCGCAUCUGACGUUGGUGUGACUUUUCUCUGACUUCAUGAUCAGAAAAAAGUCUUGCAAACAUCCUUUUUUUUAUUAUGCUAGCAAAUCCCUGCUAGAAUUUAACUAAUUACAUCCCAGGCUAUGUCCAUAUUCCCGAACAACUAAAAACUAUAUAGUGCAGGACGAUCUGGUACACUAGAUUUUAGUAGGCAAAAAUAUGUUUUAGCUACAGCUGGAAUCCAACCACUGACUGGAAGAGUAAACAUGGAGGCUAACCCAUAAUCAAAGUCUGUUUUCUUUGCUCAAUAUUUAAAAUAGACGGCUGUUGCCAUCAAAGCAUUAAACCCCCAAAGCUCCGCCUCUGCUCAUCAUCAUUAAAAUGCCUCAGCACACAUGCCAACAGUUUUACGCUAACUGAUGCUGACUGCUGCAGAUUUCUAGAGCUGGUGGGGGGGUUUCACACCCACAUUCUGCCAGUUGGUCUUGCCAAACAUGAUCAGGUGAAAUAGCAAUGUUCCCCUCUGUGGGGGAGUGGGGGUGGGGGAUCGAUCAAUAUCAAAAAAACCUUCAGCCAUGGGCAGAGCCUCGUCUUCUGAUGAAGAACUUUCCAUCUAGCGGCAGUUUUCUCUGUUGCCUUUUAUCCAUCUUCUGGAUGUUAAAAAACCUGGCGAUAGGAAAACGAGGGUUUUAAUGUUGGUUUUCCUGGACUUUUCCAGCUUUUAUUUGUCAUUUUCGGAUGGCUUGGAUGAUGGAGUCCCUCUAAAUGGCUGAGGCUCUCCGCUAUAGAACAUACAAUCAUAGGUGAAUGAUGAUCAUGAGCACUUUCAGCCGGUUUUCACGUCAGGCACAAUGUGAGGGAAGCGGCCAUCCAGACCGUUUUGAGGGAGAACACGAUUGAUGCUAAACAAUUUUCAAGCUUGGUUUUAAUCCUGUUUUACUUUUUUAUCUUGUAUGUAUUUAUUUAUUUAUUUACCCCCCUCCUCCCUGAGAAUUUCAUUCAUUCGUUCAUGCAGAAAACAAAACUCCUUGAUCUCAGAGGCUGAGUUACAUUCAAAAGAUUCAAACAUUCAAACAACCACAGAAUCUGGCUUCCUCUGAUUUCAUCAAACUCUUCUCAGAAAAAGUUCCUAUUUGUUUGAGAGCCCAAUGAAGCUUUUUAUUUACUUCUCUGAUCCCAAAAAACUGUUUGUGGCGAUCAUCUUCAGUGCAGAAAUAAUAAUUAACAGUUUUCAUAAUUAGUCAAACCAUAAAUUACUUCAAACUGCAAUCUGACUUUUUCAAAGUUGCUUAAUAAAUGUGUUGAUUGAGGGGAAAAAAUCGAAAGAACAAAUGAUAAUGAACGUAGACGACAGGACUGCACGAUAAAAGAAAAACUCGCAAUGUGCGAAAUUAGUCAUCAAUAUUCCAAUGAAAAAUAAAUUUGCGAUAUAUUUACAAAUAGCAAAACAAAAAUAACUAAUAAAUCAUUUCCAUUUCACUGCAACAGUCAUUUAAAAGUUAAAUUAUACACCAAAUGAACCCUCGUCCACUUAGAAGGCGGGCAUCUAAAAUCAAAGGGCUCCGUCCUAUUGGUUAACCACAUGAAGGGGUCGAUCAAAUGCGUAAAUGGCUUCAUUUGAUUCGUUAAAUAUUUCAAGCCGGCAUGAGAGUGUUUUAGCAUGUCUGUUAAGAUUUAAGGAAACUAUUUAUCGCAAUUUACUCUCUUGCAAUACAGGGGUCGAGCGGGCCUAGUUAAGUAUUCCCUAAAUACUUCUGAGUAAAACAGAAGAACUACAUUCAACUGUAACACAAAGCAGUUACAACCUGAACAGAAAUCCACCCUGACAUUAAUGUCACUUCAGAUACAAAUUCAUUUUCAGUUUUCGUCGUAUUAGUUUAAGUCUGUUGGAGAAAGUUUUCUGUAGCCUUGGGUUCUUUAUUUUUUCCCCCAGGUUCCUCCAAGCUGCAACCCUGCAGCUCCUCUCGGCACAGAUACCUUUGGGUAAUCCUUUAGCACUGCGGUUGCACCGAGAUAGCUCAAAGUCAGAGGAAAACACAGAAACACCUUUACCAGAAAUCUUAUCCUACCCCAUACAUUUAACGUUUUGCAAGUAAGACUAAUAAAAAAAUAAUCAGGAACACACAUACAUGUUCAAAUUAGACCUUUUUUUUUUGUAUUUCAUGGCUUAAAAACUAAACAAAUGACCUUUUCUUGUGCAAAGUCCCAACAAAGAUUUUAUCCCCGUCCAUCAAGCGUUCCUCUUCUUUCCAUUUCCUCCAUGGUCAUCCCCCAUCUCCGCCCACAGCAGUGAUCCCUGCUCUGUCAGGAACGCUGAAUGCACACUUAACACAUUUUCCCAAAGAUUUGCAAAGUUACUGUUGUGAAUGUAGUUCAACCAUCAGAAAUGGAGCGCGCAGGUAAAGCAUGAUGGGUAGGAGCUGGAAACUGAAGGGAUUGUUUAAAUCUUGAUGGCAGACGUGCUCUCCAUGCAUCACAGCAUUCUCAGGCUGCUGUCAGCUGGAGCCAAACUAAUUGCUCUGUAAAUGUAAAAAACAAAAAAUUGCUUUCUUGGUCUUAUGGGUCACCCAGUGUCAUGGCUCUAGCAGCAAAACAAGAGCAAAGUAGCUUUAGUUGAAGUUAGCCUCUUAGCAUUGGGAGAGUCUCAUUUCAGAGUCACAGGCGGACUGUAACUCUUUAUAAAAUAUCAAUCUGCUGUGGUACAUAAAUGUUAACUCAGCAAUAUUUGUCCAAAUUCCCUCCCUACUCCCUAACAGCUAAAAGUCUGUAUAGUGCGGGACUAUCCAGUUCUCUGGAUUUUUAUGUCAAUUGGACACCUUGCUCACUCCUUUUUCUUUUAAAUGACAUAAAACCAAAUUUUAUGAAGACUAUGUAUGAAUGAUGAUAUUACAAAUCGUUAAAUCGCAAUGCAUUGUGGUUUAUAUUUGCCAAUCUAGUGAGCAUCCAUAAACACAAGCUGGGGACCUGGAUUUUGCAAUUGUAGAUUUGGACACGCCGAAAUAUGGCAACCGUGCUAUUUAGAGCACUAAAUAGGGAAGGAAUUUGGACACAAGCAUCGAGUUGUUUUCACUGUGGCGAGUCAGUCGGACGCCAAAACGUGGUAAUAUUUGCAUCUUCUUAACUUAAAGUGCAGAAGAAAUAAAACUUCUACUCAAAGUUCCCUUGAAGGUUCAGGUGCAGUCCCAAAAGAAAUUGCCACUCCAAGUAUAUCACUUUACAACCUUUACAUCCGGCCCCUUUUAUUUUGUUGCAUCUCCUUUAUGAAAAUGUGGAAUCAUCGCUUUAACAGAUUUUUGAAUGUAACGCGUGUUUAACCAAGAGAAAAUUCUGUUUGCCAGAUUCAUAUACUUGCAAAACCACUUUUGUGAAGCGGGCUCCAGAAUCAGAGGACAAAAGUGAGGAGAGGUCAUCUUCGUUCUUGUUCCGAUUGCAGAAACUCCGGUAGAAAACGUUGCCACAUGAAGGUGUUUUCCGAAGGCCUCAGCUGUCCCACCGUAUGGUUCUGAAGCGACUAUAGCGCCCCUCCUGGCAGCUUUUGUAAAUAGCGUGUGAUCUUACAUGCAGACCUCUCUGUUUGAAACUUACCAUGUGUGGCAACAGCACAUUUCUGUAGAUCUGCUUUAGUUCUUGCAGCCAUUGCACUUAACGUGAUUAUACUUAGCUAUUGCACUCUUCACACUGCUAGCAUAGUCUGUUUAAGCACUCUGUCAAAUAUCCACUUAACAUUUUAUUUUUUACACGACUAGGAUGUACUUUGCCACCAAGAACCAUCGUCUACUAAUCCAGUUGGGUCAGACCAACCUGCCCCCCACCCUCCAGUGAAAUGCCUUUUUCAAUCACUGUUCCCCUGGGGGAGUGUCCUUUGCCAACACUCAGCCAGACUUGGUUAAACUUUCGUGGUAUCAACGGCAUCCCAGAAUGACUGUCGCUAACUACUGUGUUUGUUCAUGCUUGAUGUGUAGGUAUAUAACAAAUCCAAACAUCUAAGCUCCACGUAUCUGUAACGCUUCACUCCACACUCCGCACUAUAAACCCUCUUCACCCAAAACCCACAAUCGUCAAAGUCCUCUGGAGCCCAGCAUGCUCCGAAAUCCAACUCUUCUGACAAUUUCUUUCAUGAGCUCUGGGGUGUGGGCGCUCCCACAACUUCUUUGUUGAGAUUUCAGUAACUUUUUGAAAUCACCAGCUAAAUAUUCUCCUAUGGUACUUUUUUUUUUUUGUUUUUUUUUCCAUUUUCCAUUGAAGUCGGUCCUCAGUAAUUUCAAACUCUGGAAAGCCUCUCAGUAUGUGAAGAAAGGAUUGGUCUAAAAACGAAUUUUGUUAGUUUUAUUGUGGUUCCCUAAAAAUCUGGACGGGCUGCAUUUAGUCUGUCGUUUUUCAAUACUCGGUCUCAGCAAAUAAUUGAAGAUUGAAUUGGCUUCCAAAAUACCAGAACCAUACAGCGCUGUCCUUUGGGGCCAGAAUGUUGGAGUGCAGAAGUGAGAGGAAUAAUCCAAAAACUAAUACUCCAAACGAUAGUAGGCCAAAAGUAGUUGGCAGUCGAUUUUCCAUCACUUCUUAGCGAAUGAGGCUAACAACGAAACGCUAACCUUCUUCUUGACGUGACUGCUAAAUGCAAAUCGUUUUUUUUUUUUAAUUUGUCAUUAAGUUAACAGUAAGCAAGUUAGUAAAUAUCAUUUAAGAAUUGCUAUAUACACAGUCAUUAAAGUGCCAUAAAAUUAAGAAAAUAGCAUAUUGUGUUUGGAUCCAUUCCCCUUUGAGCUAAAUUUUAAAUCUUUACUUCACGAUUUGAUUGAAAUACUUCAUUCAAAUUCUGUCCCUGCAUCCCUGCCACUUAGAAUAAAAAUUAAGAUUGUAAAUGUUGCACAGCUGCAUCAUCCCUGCAGGUCAAAAAGAAACUGUUUUAAUCAGUUUUAGGCCAGAUGAAAGAAACGUACAAUCUAUUUAGCUUUCAUUUAUGUUAAAGGUGUUGAUAUCGUGCUUUGUUUUUUUAAAUUAAAAAAACAAAUAAAACAUCUCUAAUCAAGAGUCUGACCAACCAGACUCUUGAUUGCCAUCAUUAACAUUGUUUUAAACAGAUAAGAAGAUGCUAAUUUAUACAGUUUUUAGUAUUUUUUUUUUGGUUUUAUAAAUAAAUCACCUCAUACUUACACGCUGUAAUAAUUCAAAUCUGCAUGUUUCAAUUCUACGUUCAUUUGUAUUGAUCUUUAUUAUAAAAUCCCAUUUACAUCACUAUUCCUUAUACAUAAAUUCUAAAUUCCUUUUUUCCACAUACUGUUUGGCUAAUCCAGCACAUCAUGGAAAGUGUAUUCUCCUGUUUUGUCCUAAUCCAGCCUCUGUCGAGCAAUCCCAGCUCUGUCUCUUCUGGGAUGGCGUGUGGAGAAGUGGAAACUAUGACAAGCUCCUGUGUGUUUGAUCACCUCUCCACCGCACUUCCCAUCCGUCCUCCCAGAGCUCUGUAUCUGAUACUUUCAUAUCAACGUUGGAUCUGGAAGCUUUCAUUCUCACUCUCCGUUCUUUUUUCUGCCAACUCCAGUUGGGAUUGAAGUUCUGUUGUUUCACUUACAAUUUUUGCUGUACAAAGUGUUUAAAAUAUUAUUUGUAUUAUAUGAUGUUAGUACGGUAAUGUUCUUUAUUAAGGAAGAAGAAAAUUUAUUUUUGUUACUGGUCUGUUUCAUAAUUCUUUUCUAAAUUGGUAUUGUAAGAUAUCUAUGCAAGAACUGUUAAGUGGAGCAUUUUUAUUUAAGAAUGUAAUAUGUGUAAUAAAUAGUAGAAUCUGGUUACAGCCCAA
Oryzias latipes (Japanese medaka) is the source of this 9308-nucleotide messenger RNA. RefSeq names its product Kruppel like factor 7b (gene klf7b). Gene Ontology annotation, molecular function: DNA-binding transcription factor activity, RNA polymerase II-specific; RNA polymerase II cis-regulatory region sequence-specific DNA binding. Gene Ontology annotation, biological process: regulation of transcription by RNA polymerase II. NCBI's taxonomy places the organism in Eukaryota, Metazoa, Chordata, Actinopteri, Beloniformes, Adrianichthyidae. The record is from RefSeq and is a predicted model, not a curated record.